AUGUAAAAAAAUAUUAAUGAUGAUGAAAUUGAUCCAUGCUAAUUUAUAAAAAAUUUAGAUACUGGAGAUACAUAUAGUGUUAAUAACUUUGGAGAACUAGAGAUUGAAUUUAAAAAAUAUACACCUUUAAAUUCCAAGAAAAGUAGAUGGGAGUCUUUCUGGACAAAAAUGGAAGAAAUAAAUGAAAAAUUAUAUGAUGCAUGUGAAAAAGGUGAUGAAGAAAUUGUUACAAGAUUACUUAAAGAUUAAAUAGAUUUAAAAUAAUAAGUAUAAUAAUAAAAUCGAUCAAACAAUUCCACUCUAAUUGGAGAAGAUUAUUAACAAUUUAUUGGAUUAAUAAAUGUUGAUUGUAAAGGUUUAGAUGAUUGGACAGCUUUACAUCAUGCUAUAAAUAACAGAAGGGUUGGAAUAGUAAAAUUAUUACUUGAUUCUAAUGCUAAUCCUAAUUUAUGUACUCAAAUGAAGAGUACUCCAUUACAUUUAGCAUGUUUAAGAAGAAGUCUGGAAAUAGUUAAACUUCUGGUUAAAAAUAAGGUUGAUUUGAAUUGUUAAGACAAAGAUUUAAAUACACCUUUGCAUAUUAGUUCAGAAUACGGUGAAAUACAAAUUGUAGAAUUUUUAUUGGAAAAUGGGGCGAAUGGUAUAUUAAUAAUAUGAUCACUCUUAUUAGCAUCUUUAAAGAAUAUUUAUUAAAAGUCUCCUUAUGAUAUGACCAUGUCACCAGAUAUAAGAAAGCUUCUCGAAAAGUAUGUACCUAAUUCUGGAGGUUAUUAAUCAAGAUCAUUGAUAUAUGGAUAAGUAGUAAAAAAUUGUAGAGCUGAUCAUAUAGAAAGACUAUUAGGUAAAGUAAAUGAAUUAUCAAAAAUGGAAAGCAUGAAAUAGGCAUAAUAAAUAAUGAUAAAGAGGGAAUCAUCGUCUUUAAACGAAUCUCAAGUUAUUCCAUAAUUUAUUAAUGUCAGUGUUAAUGUAAAGAAAUUAUAAAUUAAUUAGGUUUCUUCACCAGAGGGAUAUAGAUUUCAUAAAUUACUUGGUAAAGGUAGUUUUGGUGAAGUUUACUUUGCAACUAGAAAAUUAGAUGGAGAAUAAUAUGCUAUAAAGACUCUUUGUAAAGAGAAAGUAUUUACUAAGAAUUUAACAAGAUAUGCAUAAACAGAAAAGAAUGUUCUUAGUGUUAUGAAACAUCCUUUUAUAGUUCGAUUACAUGCGGCAUUUUAAAAUUCAUCGAAGUUAUUUAUGGUUUUAGAUUUUUGUCCUGGAGGUGAUUUAGGAAAUUUAUUAACUAAAUAUGUUAAAUUUAGUGAAGAUGUGGCUAGAUUUUAUAUUUGUGAAAUUAUAUUGGCAUUAGAAUCUUUACAUAAAAGUUGUAUAAUAUUUAGAGAUCUGAAACCUGAUAAUGUUGUAUUAGAUAAUAAAGGACAUGCAAAACUAACAGAUUUUGGAUUAUCAAAAGAAGGAGUUUAUGAUAACAUAACAAAAAGUUUUUGUGGUUCAAUAGCUUAUCUUGCACCAGAAGUUUUAAUGAAAAGAGGUCAUUCAAGAACAGUUGAUUGGUAUUUAUUAGGUGUUCUACUUUAUGAAAUGAUUGUUGGAAUGCCACCUUAUUAUCAUUAAGACAGAGAAAUGCUAUUUGAAAAUAUUAAAAAAGGAGUUUUAAGAAUUCCUAAAUCUAUGAGUGAAGAAGCUAAAGAUUUAAUUAGAUCACUUUUAGUUAGAGAUCCUUCUUAAAGAUUAGGAGCUAAAACAGAUGCUGAAGAAAUUAAAAAACAUUCAUUCUUCAAAAAUAUAAAUUGGGAUGAUAUUUAUAAUAAAGUAUAAGAUGGUCCUUUCAUUGAAAAAGAUAAUUCAAAAUAAUGGGUCAAAGAAACUAUUGAUGUAAUUUAGUUUUUUUAUUCUAGUUAAAAUUUGAAGAUCAUUCUUAAUCUAAUUAAAGAAUAUCUGACUGGUCUUUUAUUCAAUGA
Molecule: messenger RNA, 1958 nt
Organism: Paramecium sonneborni
Lineage: Eukaryota; Ciliophora; Oligohymenophorea; Peniculida; Parameciidae
Source: the annotation of a GenBank genome assembly